This is a messenger RNA of Kluyveromyces lactis, 2313 nucleotides long. RefSeq names its product Sfl1p (gene SFL1). Gene Ontology annotation, biological process: regulation of DNA-templated transcription. The transcript has a single exon. Gene Ontology annotation, molecular function: DNA-binding transcription factor activity; sequence-specific DNA binding. NCBI's taxonomy places the organism in Eukaryota, Fungi, Ascomycota, Saccharomycetes, Saccharomycetales, Saccharomycetaceae. Bases 1 to 2313 code for a protein of 770 amino acids. The record is from RefSeq and is a predicted model, not a curated record.
AUGUCUGAACAGAAAAGUGAGAUUUCGGCAGUUAAAAAUCAGGAACAUCCGGAUACAGAGCCGAAACAAGAACAAGAGGGCGAGUCUCCCAAUAAGCGUAUCCAUUUGGACACUAGGGACGGAAAGGAACAACCUGAGAAGUCUGGUCAAGAGAAAAAAGAUGAUAAAAGCAAUGGUUCCAAUGCUACAGAAGGUACUUCAAAUGUGAAAUCUGAGGUACAGCCCACGGUCCAGAAUUCAUCUACCCCGCAAAAUCCGCAUUUUAUUCAUAAACUUUACAGCAUGCUUGAAGAUGAUGAUUUGAAGAACCUUAUUUGGUGGUCACCUUCUUGUGAUUCGUUUUUGAUAAGACCGACAGAACGAUUUUCGAAAGCACUUUCUGCCUUUUUCAAGCAUACAAACGUUGCUUCGUUUGUUAGACAGUUGAAUAUGUACGGAUUUCAGAAAGUUAGCGACCAUAAAUCAACUUGGGCCGCAAACACCGAUGAUUCAGAUGAACCAUCAAUUAAUUUAUGGGAGUUCAAGCAUUCGUCCGGUUACUUCCGGAAAGGUGACACAGAAUCGUUGAAAUCCAUCAAGAGAGGGUCCUCCAAAUACCAUAUGUCAAAUAACAGGAAAAACAGUGCACCAACAGCGUCCACUUUUUCAGGAUCUGGAUCCCAGGAUUCUGCUAGUUGGAAUGAAUUUCCCCCGCCAAAUAGAUCGCACUCAUAUACAUCCCACGAUGCGGCGCACAUCAUGCCCAACCCAUUAUACAAUACUCAGGACGGCCUUGCCUUGUAUCCAACAGGUGCAAAUUACCCUGUUAAUUUAGUGCCUUCCGUGGACUAUUACAAUUCACCCCAACAUCAUAUUAAAAACAAACAGCAACAACAGCAACAACAUCAACAUCAACAACAACAGCAGCAACAACAAUCAAUCGACACUAACGUUCAUGAGCUGCAUCAAUCAAUUUCUGGUUUACGGAAUGAACACUCGGAUCUGCAGCAUUCGUACGAAAUGGCUGUGGAAGAGUUAAGGGCUACCAACAUUGAUAUGAUCAAAAUGCUUGAUAUCGUGCAAAAGACUAUGGUUGAAAGGAUUGGAAGUCCGUUGAAUGAAGAUGGUAGCGUUCCAAGACCGCGAACUCCGUUGAGCAACGCUACUAGGAAGGGAUCGAUGCUCUCCCCAGGUAGUAAACCGCCUGCUCAUACUCUGAAAACAAACAAAGAAUUCAAUUCUGAUGAACAGAGAGCUUCAACUAUGAAUGAACUUGCCAAAAUCAGGGAAUCUAUCUUUGCAAGGUUCCAAAAAUUCCACGAGACAAUGCAACAUUCUAUCUCUGUUAUGGAUUUGAAACCUCAAUCGUUUUCGUCACUUCAACCUAACAUGAAUUCAUCAACUCUUCCAUCAUCUGUAAACUUGUUACAGCACCAAUACAAUGCGUUUAAUGGUAACGCCGGACCUUCUCCCCAGUCUUAUCACAUGAAUCCAAGAGGAAGUCAAUCUGACCAACAUGUGAAUCUGAUGAUGAACCCUUUUGAAAGAAGAAUAUCUUCUACUGGCUCUUCAAAGAAAAGGCAUAUGAGUGUCCUCAUGGAUCCUUUGGCACCUGCUCCUCCCCAACAGCCACUGCAGGCGCAGAUUCAAUUACAGCCCCAGCAGCAACCCCAGCAGCAAUCUCAGCAGCAAUCUCAGCAGCAGCAACAACAACAGCAGCAGCAACAACCCCAUCAGCAACAACAUCAACAGCAACAUCAACAGUUGCAGGCGAAUCAAAACCCCCAACAAGCAUUUACUAUUGCUCAAGGUUCAUCUCAGCCUAAUGUAAUUUCAUACAAACCAUAUUACCCUUACGGAACCGUACCUGUUUCCAACUUCAGUGGUUCUCAAUUGUAUUCUAACACUCCUAUUAAUUCAACCCCCGGUCAUAGCUCAGUACCAUCGGAAUAUGGACUCGCGAUUGAAGCGCAAGGUAACUUUGUAAUCAAUGGUCCCCAGACUCCCGUCAACAUAAUCAAACCUAUCCCUGCUAAAGUUCCUUACACAGUACUAUCUGACCAUACAACUCCAACAGGAUUGGGUCCACUACAUGGCUCAGCUACUCAAUUACCUCAAGUUCUUUCUCAACAUCAGCAUCAACAUCCAGCAUUCCAACCUGCUCACACCCUCGUACAACCUCAACCCAUUUCACAACCACAAAGCUUGUCUCAACCGCCACAAGCUCCACCCUCAAUGAAUACUUCUCAGUUUUCUGUAUCAAAACAACCCCAACACCAGAGUGGUAGCAACUCUGGUUUGCAUUCUCUAUUGACCCAUGAUUCUAGAAAUUGA